AUGCCAUACCACAGAGUGUCAGUUGUUGCUCUACUAACUGGCAUCAUUGUUGCCACACUGGUGAGCCAGGCUGGAGGCUACAAACAUGUUGUUUUCAUGCAUGGAAUAUUUGCUGGUCCCAAAGAAUUUGACCAUUUCAACAAUCUUGUGCAAGAGUACCACCAGGGCACCCCAACAACACCGGUGAACCUGUUCAACAAUGCAGCAAGUCUGACCAACAUGUGGCUGCAAGUUGCCAACAUAACAGACCUUCUGAAACCCAUUUUGACCAACAGAUCUUCAGAAGGAACUAUACUAGUCUGUUUUUCCCAAGGUGGCCUUAUUUGCAGGGCUAUACUAGCCACUGUGGAGCAUAAUGUGGACACCUUUAUCAGCCUGAGUUCUCCGCUAGCAGGGCAGUAUGGUGAUACAGAUUAUCUCAAGCGGUUAUUCCCAAAUUACAUCAAAAAGAACAUUUAUAAGUUGUUCUAUUCUGAAUCUGGGCAGAAAUAUUCAAUAGGCAAUUAUUGGAAUGAUCCUCAUCAGCAAGAUUUGUUUAAAAAUGUCUCAACAUUUUUGGCAGUUCUCAAUAACCAGUCGACGACCUUCAACCCAAGGAGCCAGGAAUUCAGGAAAAAUUUUCUGCGAUUGAAGAACUUGAUUCUUGUGGGUGGCCCGGAUGAUGGAGUUAUUUCCCCCUGGCAAUCCAGCCACUUUGGUAUGUUCAAUUCUUCAGAAGCUGUCCUACCAAUGGAAGAACAAGAGUGGUAUCUCAAUGAUGCAUUUGGCCUGAAGACUAUGAACUCUCGAGGAUCCAUAAUUAAACAAACAGUCGCAGGAAUACGUCAUGUAAAGUGGCAUUCAGACGACCAUGUGUUUGCAACCUGCAUCAAGCCUUGGUUGAGGUAG
Messenger RNA from Candidula unifasciata, 888 nucleotides. Lineage: Eukaryota; Metazoa; Mollusca; Gastropoda; Stylommatophora; Geomitridae. The record is from the annotation of a GenBank genome assembly.